Exaiptasia diaphana is the source of this 1922-nucleotide messenger RNA. Its product is annotated as 2,3-bisphosphoglycerate-independent phosphoglycerate mutase. Gene Ontology annotation, cellular component: cytoplasm. Lineage: Eukaryota; Metazoa; Cnidaria; Anthozoa; Actiniaria; Aiptasiidae. The transcript is spliced from 12 exons. The coding region runs from base 83 to 1630 and encodes 515 amino acids. The record is from RefSeq and is a predicted model, not a curated record. Gene Ontology annotation, biological process: glucose catabolic process. Gene Ontology annotation, molecular function: manganese ion binding.
CGAUCGGUUUGUCUGUCACUCGCCGAUCUCAAGCCUUCUGUAAAUUCUGCUGAAAUUAUUCAAGUCUACAAAACAUCCAAGAAUGGCAGAGAUCAAGAAUAAAGUGUGCUUAAUUGUGAUCGAUGGAUGGGGUAUAGUUGACAAAACUGAAGGCAAUGCAAUAUAUCAUGCCGAGACCCCUGUUAUGGAUGCAUUUGCUGCUGGUAAAGGCUGUGCAUACACUACGUUAGAUGCAUCAGGUUUAUCUGUUGGUUUACCUGCUGGGCUGAUGGGAAACAGUGAAGUUGGUCAUCUUAACAUUGGGGCUGGUCGAGUUGUUUAUCAGGAUAUUGUAAGAAUUAACAUGGCAGUUGAGCAGCGCACACUGGUCAAAAACCAAACCCUUAUAGAAGCAGCAGAGAGAGCCAAGAAGUCAAAUGGACGAUUCCACUUUUUGGGACUGGUUAGUGAUGGAGGUGUUCAUUCCCACAUUGAUCAGCUGUUUGGGUUGAUAGAAGCAGUCAAAGAACUUGGUGUUCCCAAGACAUUUGUGCAGUUCUUCUCAGAUGGUAGAGACACUAGACCCACUAGUGGAGUUCAAUAUGUGCAACAAGUACUAGACAAGCUGAAGGAACUUAACUAUGGCUCUCUUGCUACAAUCAUGGGACGCUAUUAUGCUAUGGACAGAGACAAGAGAUGGGAACGAAUUAAGAUAGCAUAUGAGGGACUUGUGCAAGGGAUAGGAGAGAAAGCAACUGUUGACAAUGUUAUUGAUGUUAUUAAAGGCCGUUAUGAAGCUCAAGGGGAUGACCAUCAAACUGAUGAAUUCUUAAAACCAAUCAUCAUUGAUCCAGAAGGGUUGAUUAAAGAUGGAGAUACAAUAUGUUUUAUUGAUUUCCGUUCGGAUCGUAUGAGGCAAAUAAACGAAGCACUUGGAAUUAAACCACCUUUUGAGACAAGUGUCAUCCCUAAAAAUCUGCAUCACAUUACAAUGACACAAUACAAACAGGAGUUUCCUUUCCCUGCAAUGUUUCCCCCUGAAGUUCCUAAGAACGUCCUCGCUGAGUGGCUGGGCACAAAGAAAGUACCGCAGUAUCAUUGCGCAGAAACUGAGAAGUACGCCCACGUAACGUUUUUCUUCAACGGUGGGGUCGAAGCCCAGUUUGAACUAGAGGACCGUAUGCUUGUUCCAUCGCCUAAAGUAGCUACUUAUGACCUCCAACCACCAAUGAGCGCAGCUGGUGUUGCCGAUGAGGUCAUAAAAGCAGUAGAAGCUGGAAAACACCCUUUUGUGAUGUGUAACUUUGCACCACCUGACAUGGUUGGUCACACCGGCAAGUACGACGCUGCUGUAAUCGCUUGCGCUGCUACGGACACUGCUAUUGGUAGAAUCCACAAGGCUUGUGAAGAACACAAAUACACGUUGAUGGUAACCUCAGACCAUGGAAAUGCUGAACAAAUGAUUAGUGAGAAAGGAGGUCCACAUACAGCACAUACUACAAACAGAGUGCCGUUUGUCAUGACUGGGGGUCACAAGUAUCGUAAUUUUACCCAUAAUGCCGCUUUGUGUGACGUAGCAACGACCGUUCUUGACGUCAUGGGUCUGGACAUUCCUCCUGAAAUGACUGGCCAGUCGCUGCUGCAGAAAUGAUAACCUGGGCGUCAAACGUUCUGGAAGUGCCGAUAUAGCAGUGAAAUCUUGACAUUAAAUGUAUAUUGUGGUGCUUUCGUAAUAUUUUAUGGGAAACAGCCGUCGUAUGAAAUGCGUUUUAACGGAAAUUGUAUAUGAUUUUUGACUUCAUGAAAAUUUGGAGCAAUACAAACAGAUGAGUUAUGAAGGCGCAUUUUACUUUACAAGAGCGAGAAUCAAUAGCCGACUUGCGAAUUACGCAUCAAUAGUCACAUACAAAGGAAUCAAGACGAGGCGCCGUGCUUUUUUGUGA